This is a messenger RNA of Theileria orientalis strain Shintoku, 1176 nucleotides long. Its product is annotated as glycerophosphoryl diester phosphodiesterase. Gene Ontology annotation, biological process: lipid metabolic process. NCBI's taxonomy places the organism in Eukaryota, Apicomplexa, Aconoidasida, Piroplasmida, Theileriidae. Gene Ontology annotation, molecular function: phosphoric diester hydrolase activity. The record is from RefSeq and is a predicted model, not a curated record. The coding region runs from base 1 to 1176 and encodes 391 amino acids. The transcript has a single exon.
AUGGUUAAAACUCAGGUUUACGGCCAUCGUGGAAUGGGCUGUAGUACGGCCUUACGCUUUUCUCUAUAUCCCGAAAAUAGUUUAACGGCGUUUUCUAAGGCUUUGGAAAGUGGAGCAGAUGGAGUUGAGUUUGACGUGUUUCUAACUGAUCUGGGCGAAGUAGUCGUGUGUCACGGCUUUCCACCUUUGGGGCUCGCCUAUGUAAACCUGCUGGACUACAGUUCAGGCCAAUUGGAGCAGUUUCCCAAAGACCUGUCCAUAGAAAAUCUUAAGGUGCCACACGAUAAGGUUGUUCUGAGAGCUCCCUGGGUUUACAAGGGGGCCAGUACAAGUGACGAGAUGGCCCAUUUGAUGUCCCAACUGUCUGAAGCUGAGAGGGACCGAUUGUCGGAGGAGUACAUAACGUCAAAGGAGGGAUACGUCCCUGAGGGAGCCUCUGAAUAUGAAAGAUUGCCCACCCUAGAACAGGUGUUUGAAAAGUUUGGCGGAAAACUCAAAUUCAACGUUGAACUGAAGGGAUCAAAGGUACAAUUGGGAGUUGAAGUGCUCAAAAUAGUAAAAAAAUACAAGAAUCUGGAUGUUCUUAUAUCAUCAUUCAGAUGGAUGCCGCCUCCGCUAACUGUUAUUAAUGUUAAUUCGAGCCAUGAUAAGCUAAAUGAACCGCCAACAGAGAAUUUUAACUACAGACCCACGAAGGAGCUAGAAGCAGACAUAAAACUUAAGUUACAAAUGAGAAAGAGGGAGGAGGAGGAGAAAAUGAAGGAGUUGACUAUUGAGAAGGACCCAAACGAGUCACCGGUAGAUUUACUCAAGUGCUUAGUCAAAAAUGAAUUAAAUGUCCCCUUGGGACUUCUCUUUAAUCAGAAUGAAUCAUUGCCGAGUAUAGACCGUAUGUUGGAAAUGGUUAAAAAAUACGAUGCCGCUUAUAUUAAUAUACCUGAUUCGUUUUGGAUUAAGAAGAAGCCCAUACUAAAUUUGGAGCUAAAGUCAGAGGCUGCUCUGGGACACUUGGUAAAACAGAUGCACACCAACAAAGUUAAGGUGCUCACCUGGUCGGCAUCUCCGUUUGAUUUUUCAAAACAUUUUCACGUUUAUGUGGAUGCAAAUGUAGACGCUGUGUGUGUCAAUAGCGUCAAGGAGGUAAUAGCGUUUCAUAGGCAGUACCACUCAACCUGA